GUCUCGGCUGGGGACGCGCGGGGCAGGGGCGCUCCGAGGCCGAGGGGCCGGGGCAGCUGCGCGCCUGCCCGGGGCGAGCGGGGGGGCCUGGCGCCCGGGGGAAGCGACGGGGCCAGGGAGAGGCGCCCGCCCGCCCGCGCCGUGUCGCGCCAUGCCAUGCCAGGCCCGCGCAUUGGCGGCGGCCGCCCCAGCCGCAGCCAGCAGGGCCAGCCAGGCGCCGCUCGCUGGCCGCCCGCCGGGGGGAGGGGUCCGGCUGAUGCGGUCGCGGCGGAGCCGGAGCUGCCUGGCGCGGCGAGAGCAGCAGCAGGCGCGGCCGGGGGCGGAAGUCCUUUGUUGCAGCGCAGCGGCGGGAGGCGGCCGCGCCAGCGAGAGCGCCUGGGCCCCGCGCAGCCCCGGCUCGGCCCGGGCAGUGACUUAAGGCCAAGAUGGCAAGAACCAGCCACAGCAAUUAUGUCCUGCAGCAGCUCAACAACCAAAGAGAGUGGGGCUUCCUCUGCGACUGUUGCAUUGCUAUCGAUGACAUUUACUUCCAGGCUCACAAAGCGGUCUUGGCUGCCUGCAGCUCUUACUUCCGGAUGUUUUUCAUGAGCCAUCAGCACAGCAUGGCCCAGCUGAAUCUGAGCAACAUGAAGAUCACAGCCGAAUGCUUCGAUCUCAUUUUACAGUUUAUGUAUUUAGGGAAAAUCAUGACGGCCCCAGCCAACUUCGAGCAGUUUAAGUUGGCGAUGAGCUCUCUGCAGCUCUACAACGUGCCGGAAUGUUUAGAAGACAUCCAAGAUACCCACUCGCCCAGCUUGCGGUGCUCCUCUUCCGCUUCCAGCUCUCAGAAUAGCAAGAUGAUCUUCGGUGUGCGGAUGUAUGAAGACACACCAGCUAGAAACGGGAGUGAAGCAAACAGGUGGGGUGUGGAGCCGCCAAGUUCAACGGUCAGCACGUCCCAUAGUAGGGAGGCUGACGAGGAAGCUUUGCAGCUGAGCCGUUUCCCCGAGCAACUCUUGGAUGGUUGGAAAAGGAGUACUGUGCCCAAGCUCUCCAGCACCAAAGACCGGGUGUCCAACUCUCGGCGCUUUGGAAGAAGUUUCACCUGUGACGGUUGUGGCUUCAGUUUCAGCUGCGAAAGGCUAUUGGACGAGCACAUCAUGUCAUGCACUAACAGGCAUUCCUAUCAGAACUCCAAGUAUUAUGGGGCUGAAAAAAAUGACUUCAGCGAGGGAGAGUCUGCUUCUAAAACACCGUCUUCUCAAUCGGACAAACAUAAAGGAAACACGAGCCAAGGCGAGGAUGGGUCUUUAUCUCCAGCCUCCAAUGUCACAAGCCGAAAAGGCAGUGCUGUCUCAUUGGAACCUUCGAGCGAAGAGCGAAGCAGAGCCACAGAGAGGAAAAGAAUUAUCGUCAAGAUGGAGCCAGCCGACAACCCGAUUGAUGACCUGAAAGAGUUUAACAUCAUUAAAGUGACAGAUGGCAACGAAUCCACCGACAAUGAUGAGCUCGAUGAUGACGAGACGGUUUACAGGUACUACAUUGAGGAAGAGGUCAAUGAAAACAGGAGGGUAAGAAAAGCUCUCUUAAAAGCCCAAGUGCCUACUGACGAAGAAGAUAAGAAAUACAUGAGAAGUACGAGACUCCUGAAUAACAAAGUCAGUGCUGCUAAGGAGGAUUCCGAAAACGCGUCCUGCGAACUGUGCGGGCUGACAAUCACAGAAGAGGACCUCUCUUCGCAUUACUUAUCCAAACACAUAGAGAAUAUAUGCGCAUGUGGGAAGUGUGGUCAGAUAUUAGUCAAAGGCCGGCAGUUGCAGGACCAUGCGCAGACAUGCGGAGAACCCCAAGACCUGACAACGAAUGGUUUAAGAAAUAACGAGGAGAAACUUGACUUGGAAGAAAACUCAGAGGAACAAUCCGAAAUGCGAGAGAUGAUGUACGUGGACAUGCUGGAUGAGUUUGGAGAUGGCCAUUUCCAGAUGAACAGUCUUCCGAAAAAACAGCUGUACAGAGAGUCCGCCUGCCCUUUUCGGUGUCCUAACUGCAGCCAACGUUUUGAAACAGAAAGCUUAGUGGUUGAGCACAUGUCCAGCUGCCUAGAGCAAGAUCUGUUCAAGAAUGCCAUGAUGGAAGAGAAUGAAAGGGAUCAUCGCCGCAAACAUUUCUGUAGCCUUUGUGGGAAAGGAUUUUAUCAGCGCUGUCACUUGCGGGAACACUAUACUGUGCACACCAAGGAAAAACAGUUUGUUUGCCAGACGUGCGGGAAGCAGUUUCUACGAGAACGCCAGCUGCGUCUUCACAACGACAUGCACAAAGGCAUGGCCAGGUACGUCUGCUCCAUUUGUGACCAGGGAAACUUUCGGAAACAUGAUCACGUGAGACACAUGAUAUCCCACCUGUCAGCCGGAGAGACUAUCUGCCAGGUCUGCUUUCAGAUUUUCCCCAAUAAUGAACAAUUGGAACAACAUAUGGAUGUUCACCUCUACACCUGUGGUGUUUGCGGAGCUAAAUUUAAUUUGAGAAAAGACAUGAGAUCUCACUAUAAUGCUAAGCAUUUGAAACGAACAUAAGCGCCAAACGAAUCAUUGAGCACAAAACAGAGCACCAAAGCAAGCCGCCGGUAUCGUGGAAAUGAAAUUAAACAGCACAUCAUCAUUUAGCAUCUUUAAAGUACCUUGAUAAACCAACAUUGAAAAGCGCCAAUUUUUUUCACUCUUUGCCUCAUGUCAGUUUAUUUCUUUUCCUUCUUGCUUUCGAAUCAAAUCAUUCUUUUUUAAAUGCUGGAUUUUAAAGGCUCACUGUCGUGUUACUCCCUCACUGACUUUUAUUAAACAGCUUUUUGGUUCCACUGA
This is a messenger RNA of Eublepharis macularius, 2834 nucleotides long. RefSeq names its product zinc finger and BTB domain containing 1 (gene ZBTB1). Lineage: Eukaryota; Metazoa; Chordata; Lepidosauria; Squamata; Eublepharidae. The record is from RefSeq and is a predicted model, not a curated record. The coding region runs from base 426 to 2552 and encodes 708 amino acids. Gene Ontology annotation, biological process: negative regulation of transcription by RNA polymerase II; regulation of cytokine production; regulation of immune system process. The transcript has 2 exons. Gene Ontology annotation, molecular function: protein binding.